Molecule: messenger RNA, 2479 nt
Organism: Sphaerulina musiva SO2202
Lineage: Eukaryota; Fungi; Ascomycota; Dothideomycetes; Mycosphaerellales; Mycosphaerellaceae
Exons: 1
Coding region: 31-2265 (744 amino acids)
Molecular function (GO): protein binding
Source: RefSeq, a predicted model, not a curated record
CGACCAGCACACCAACACACUUACGCAAACAUGACCGAAACGCCAACACCCACAAAGGCCACAACAACGCUCCUCGAUCUCCCAAUCGAUGUACUCGUCCUCAUCACUCCGUAUCUCGAUGCUCGAAGCUUUCUGAGCCUUACGUCCACAUGUCGAGCACUGCACAGCCCUGACUUCACUCACGACAGCACGUUCUGGUCCACGCUCGUUCGACGAGAUUUCCGCGUCCCAAAUCAGCCCGUCGUCGAGAAUGAUGGCAGGCGUUGGCAGAAGCUGUACAGGCGAAUGCGUACUCAGACCAAGGCGUUCACCUGGGGCAACAACGAGAAGGGUUGUCUUGGACACGGUGGCGAGAGUCAUGAGAUCAGGCCUAUUGCCUUUCGAGGGAGAGGUGGCAUGUUAAGACUGCACCACGCUAGACGACGGAGAGGGGCUGCAUAUCCAUGCCAGGUCCAAGGUCUGGAUAGUCUAGGGGUGAUAGCCGAUUUGCAGUGCGGCGGUUGGAGCACGACGUUAUUGACAGCGAAGGGAGCGCUGUAUAUACUGGGGGUGCUCGAUGGACUAAAGUGGGAUCAAGCAAAUCAGCAGGUAAGAGACACACCCACACCGUUGAGAUUCCCUCCAGGCUUUCCGCAGCCUCAGGAAAGGCAUGACCCAGCGACUGCAGUCAAACAAUUCAGUUCUGGGAGAGCUCACGUGCUGGCACUGAGCGACUCUGGUCGAAUAUGGAGUUGGCAUCAUCGCGACCUACCAAGCGUCCAUGUCAAGUUUGUGAAUCAUGAGACACGAGAGACUGGUGGCGAGCAAGGCGAAGGUACUGUGAAGAAGGUCGUGGCGGGCUGGAACAAGAGCUCCGCGCUGGUGAAUGGUACUGGUAUCGUGCUAUGGGAACCACUGCAGCUAAGCCGGGAAGAGAUUGAUGUCGCAGAUGCUGCUCUUGUCAUGGAGACACAGGUUGUCCCUCGUACAGGCACAAGACAUGUUGACGAUGAAACGGACACGAUUGGAGAAGUUCUGAACUUCACGCUGCUCGAAGACACGAUCAUAUUCAAUACCUCUCUCGGGAAAGUAUUUGCCGCACUCAUCAGCUGGACCGCUGAGUCACAGACUGUUCAUGAACCAGUUGAGCUGGCCAUACCCCUGGGGGAAGGUGCAGCUCCAGAUGCUUCUUGGGUUACCGAUGUACAAGGCUCGUUCCGCAGCUUUGCUGUCUUCACAAAGGCGGGAGCGGUUCUCACCAGCACUCAGGACGCCAUCAUGCCAUUAGUGCAGGGUCACGAUGGCGAUUGGCAUCCUUUCAAGCGCAUCCCGGCUCUCCAGAACCAGCAGGUCAUAUCUCUCGCAUUCGGCGACUACCACUUCCAUGCUCUCCAUGCACCAGGGUACAUCACGUCCUGGGGGGUAGAGCCGAACUCUUGUGGUGCACUAGGUAUUGGUGGGUAUGGCGCUCCUGAAGGUCGGCUUCGAGGUGUUCGUAACCAGGCUGCAAAUGGCGAUGGCAGGUUGGUGCCUCAUGCCUACACAGCUGGACGCAGAAUUUGGUUCGAGGAGGAGAAACGAAAAUGGGCCCAGUUCUUGACCAGCGGCGGAGUUGAUCAGGAGGAGGCCGCUGAGCGCUUGAGGAUGGCAAUCGGAAGCCCAGAUGUUGCAGCCCAAGGUGAAGUCAGCGAAUGGAUCGAGCAGGAGGGUCGAGAUUGGGAAUCGAAGUUCAAUAUCAAGGACAAGAACGGCGAGGACGAUGGCCUAGGUGCCUACUUCGCGUUGAAUGUCACAGCAGCCGGUUGGCACAGCGCAGCUCUUGUGCUGGUAAACGAGUCGAUGGCAAAUGAAUUGCGUAACGCGGUUGAGAUCCCCGACCAUGUCGGUGCGACAGAAGAAGCUGAGGCUGGUCCCAGCAAUGCUGCAGAGACACCUACACCCGCGCAGGACGGCAAUUCCGAACGAACUAGGACCUGGACAGAUACAGCUGUCGAUUUUGGACGCUACUUUCUCGGCCUCGCACCAUAUAACGUCAACUCGGCUGCGUACGAUCCAAAUGCUCCUCAUCUGCGUCAUGCGCCCACCGCUACCAGUGCCCAACACAAUGUCGCUCCCAGGCUGAGCUAUGGAGCCUCGCCAAGAGAAGGCUUCCACUAUGUGUGGGCAAAUGAUCAUUUCCCACGCCUCCGGCUGAGCAACGGAACCGACAUGCCUGGGGAAGUCGAAUUCGAUGAGUGGCGAUAUGGGAGACCAGAGUGGAAACUGGACUGGGAUCAUCAGGACUGAGUGACUGCUUUGGCUUUGUGAUUCAUGAUUAACGCAUUGAAAGAAUACCUACUCAACAGACUCCUGAGCGCCGAUUCGCAGCCUGCAGUUGUCCGUCCAAAAGCACUUUUUCUCUCAGACACGUAGACUCGACUGCACUGUAUUGCUUGCUAUCUGUAACUUCAGUAAUAAUCUUAGCCUAUGAGACAAUACCUACUCUUUCUGCAACGCGAAU